Messenger RNA from Fusarium graminearum PH-1, 1299 nucleotides. RefSeq lists its product as uncharacterized. The record is from RefSeq and is a predicted model, not a curated record. NCBI's taxonomy places the organism in Eukaryota, Fungi, Ascomycota, Sordariomycetes, Hypocreales, Nectriaceae. Bases 1 to 1299 code for a protein of 432 amino acids. The transcript has 3 exons. Gene Ontology annotation, biological process: mitotic DNA damage checkpoint signaling; protein phosphorylation. Gene Ontology annotation, molecular function: ATP binding; protein serine/threonine kinase activity. Gene Ontology annotation, cellular component: nucleus.
AUGGCGUCUCACAAGCGCGACAUGGCUGGUCCUGUGGUCUUUACCCUCACACCAGUGAACGAUGCCGCUGUCAAGGUCGUGGAAGACAAACGCAACGAGAUCUUCUGCAAACGACCUAAGCAGCGUAAAACUCGCAAGGAGAUCUACGUCACGUUCAACCCCCAUCGCUGCGAUGGACUCUAUCCAUCAACAGUUGGCCGAAAGGGACACAUCAAGCUCGCCGAUAUGCCUUUCGUUAUCAACAGCCAGUGCUCCUUCCAGAUUCACAAGGACACUGGAGAGGUUAUGAUUGUCGAUGAAUCGCCUAGCCAGACUUGCCGUGUGACCUUUGGCACCAUGGCCAAGGACUCCCGAGAGUUCAAGAAAUUUGGAGCCCUGGUCAUCUGUCUGUCUGCCACAAACAUCAUGCUUCAUUUCGGCAACAGAGCAAGCGAUUCUUGGAUGACAUGGCGUAUCAAGUGGCAAAUGAACAAGCUGAUCGACCUGCAAGAUUGGGCGGACAAGGCCGGGUUUCAUUCCAGGACUGGACAAGACAUGACACUCCGAAGCAUUCCCCCUACCCGACGUUUGGAACCCCAUGGCAUUCCUGCAGUCCCCUUUGAAACUCGAUAUCUCCCACGAGAGGAUAUCAAAGUCACACCUAUCGUAGGAGUCACCGAGGGCGUCGACGUGCUUACUGGUCACCUUGUUGUCAUCAAGAUGGUCACGGAUUCAGUGAAGCGUCACAAUCGCUUAGUAGGAGAGGCGAGAAGAGAACUCACCACCGAUUUGAAUCAUCCUCAUGUGAUCGAGUUCCUCCAGGUCGAAACGUUGUUUAACCACUUCUACCUUGUCAUGGAGCUACAGGACGGUGAUGCGAGCGAACUUGCAGAGCUCGACGAGUUUACGCAAGCGAGAGGCUUGUUCGACGUUGGAGACAACAUCGGCCGCCCUCUGUUCCAUCAGAUGCUGCAGGCCCUGGAUUAUCUUGCGUCCAACAGAAUAAUCCACCGAGAUGUCAAACCUCAUAAUAUACUCUACCGCCGCAUCGGUGACACUAUCCAUUACCGGCUUGCAGACUUUGGCAUCUCCACAAUUGCCCCCCACCGGGAGGUUAUCAGGGGGACCAAGAUGUUUAUGGCACCGGAGGUCUUGGUCCCUGGCUCUCAGCCACAUACAACGAUGAUUGACGUUUAUUCACUAUGUGUCUCCAUCUGUUGGAUGUUUGAUUUCGACAUGGGUGACGAUCGAAUCUAUGACCAUCGCAAAGUCGGGUUGGGCGAGUCACUCGUGUCUGAAGGCAUGGACGAUCCUGUCUAA